AUGGCAGCCUCAGCAGCUCUCCUAAAGACUUCACCGGUGCUUGAUAAGUCGGAGUUCUUGAAGGGUCAGGCCCUAGUUCGCCAGCAUUCUACUGUUUCUGUUGUUAAGUGCCAACCUGCUGGUUCACCUUCUUCACUCACUGUUCGUGCAAGCUCGUAUGCUGAUGAACUCGUCAAAACCGCGAAAACUGUUGCAUCUCCUGGCCGUGGGAUUUUGGCCAUGGAUGAAUCAAAUGCCACCUGUGGCAAGCGUCUGGCCUCUAUUGGCCUGGAGAACACGGAGGCGAAUCGCCAAGCCUACCGUACCCUGCUUGUUUCAGCUCCUGGACUCGGUAACUACAUCUCCGGUGCCAUUCUCUUUGAGGAAACACUCUACCAAUCCACCGUAGAUGGAAAGAAGAUAAUUGAUGUACUCCAAGAACAGAACAUCGUUCCAGGAAUUAAGGUGGACAAGGGUCUAGUUCCUCUUGCUGGUUCAAACGAUGAAUCCUGGUGCCAAGGUCUAGAUGGCCUUGCCUCCCGUUCUGCUGCAUACUAUCAACAGGGUGCUCGUUUCGCCAAAUGGCGUACCGUGGUGAGCAUUCCCAAUGGUCCAUCAGCACUUGCAGUCAAAGAAGCAGCAUGGGGUCUCGCUCGCUAUGCUGCCAUCUCUCAGGACAAUGGUUUGGUUCCAAUUGUGGAGCCCGAGAUUUUGCUUGAUGGUGAGCAUGGUAUUGACAGAACCUUCGAAGUUGCUCAAAAGGUUUGGGCUGAGGUUUUCUUCUACCUUGCUGAGAACAAUGUGUUGUUCGAGGGUAUUCUUUUAAAGCCUAGCAUGGUUACUCCUGGAGCUGAGUGCAAAGAGAGGGCUACACCAGAGCAAGUUGCUUCCUACACCCUUAAGCUUCUUCACCGGAGAAUCCCCCCUGCAGUCCCCGGAAUCAUGUUCUUGUCAGGCGGGCAAUCUGAAGUCGAGGCCACUCUUAACUUGAAUGCAAUGAACCAAUCUCCCAACCCAUGGCAUGUGUCUUUCUCAUAUGCCAGAGCCCUCCAAAACACAUGCCUCAAGACAUGGGGAGGAAGACCUGAAAACGUUCAGGCGGCUCAGGAAGCAUUGCUUAUCCGGGCUAAGGCCAAUUCUCUUGCUCAGCUAGGUAAAUACACCGGCGAGGGAGAAUCCGAGGAGGCCAAACAAGGAAUGUUUGUUAAAGGCUACGUUUACUAA
Molecule: messenger RNA, 1203 nt
Organism: Oldenlandia corymbosa var. corymbosa
Lineage: Eukaryota; Viridiplantae; Streptophyta; Magnoliopsida; Gentianales; Rubiaceae
Source: the annotation of a GenBank genome assembly